Oncorhynchus kisutch (coho salmon) is the source of this 961-nucleotide messenger RNA. Its product is annotated as proton-gated ion channel subunit pbo-5-like. Gene Ontology annotation, biological process: monoatomic ion transmembrane transport. Gene Ontology annotation, cellular component: membrane. Gene Ontology annotation, molecular function: transmembrane signaling receptor activity; extracellular ligand-gated monoatomic ion channel activity. The record is from RefSeq and is a predicted model, not a curated record. The transcript has 7 exons. Bases 146 to 961 code for a protein of 271 amino acids. NCBI's taxonomy places the organism in Eukaryota, Metazoa, Chordata, Actinopteri, Salmoniformes, Salmonidae.
GGUGUGUAUGUUCUCAUGGAAGACUGCCGUGACCAAAUGUUCCAGAGCAGCCUUUAUAAGGGUCAGCCCUGGUGUGGCUUUGGCUUGAGAGGAAAGGAGAAGGCAAGUGGUGAUCACUAAGCAUCUAAAAGGAGGACGUGCAGGGAUGAGACCCAUGGACCACAGCGUGCUGAAAUGUUGUCUCUUCUCUCUACUCUUGCUAACAGUGUCUGCAGCAGACCCUCCAUCCAAUGCAGCCAUUUUAGCUAGUGAAACGACUCCAGGCAAUGCAUCCAAUACAGCCAAUGCAGGCCAAGCACCCAAUACAUCCAACACAGCCAGUACAAACCAACCAUCCAACACAGCCACUUCAUCCAGUGCAACGACACCCUCCUGUACAACACGUCGAUGUCUGGCCAGCAUGCUGAUUGCGAAAGAAGCUCUGAGUCAGCCACAGUCUCCAUCAUGCAUCUCAAAUAUCAGUGUGCCGUUAAUAGUGUAUGAAACUCUGUCUGUCGAUACAAAAAACCUCCGCUUCGAGAGUCGUCUGCAGGUCAUACUGUCUUGGGAAGACCCUGAUUUAUCAUGGGACACAUCAGUCUAUCAUCAUGAUAUGGUGGUCCUGCCUGUCAGCAAAAUCUGGACUCCUGAACUCCACGUGACUAAUGGAGUGCAAACAACGAUGAAGCACGGCAACAAGGAUUUACUGGUGCACAGCAACGGGACUAUAGAGCACAUGGUCAUCAUGAACACUGUGGUGGGCUGUGAGGUCAAUCUGUACAACUACCCCUUCGCUUCAGAUUUCUGUGCCAUCGGAAUCAAUGUAUGGGUAUUUAGUGGAUGUGGCAUGUUCCUGAACUUUGGGAAAGUGAGCAAAACUAGUGCCAACCGUGGGGACUGGCUAACCGAGGAGGUGGAACUCAAUGCUAAAGGAGGCAGAGAUGAUCGCAACUAUCUAUGGGUUAGUGAGUGUUCCUGGUGA